This is a messenger RNA of Penicillium odoratum, 261 nucleotides long. RefSeq lists its product as uncharacterized. The transcript has a single exon. Bases 1 to 261 code for a protein of 86 amino acids. Lineage: Eukaryota; Fungi; Ascomycota; Eurotiomycetes; Eurotiales; Aspergillaceae. The record is from RefSeq and is a predicted model, not a curated record.
AUGGCCUCUGCAUGGAUUGCCAAUUUUGUUAAAGACAAUCUGCAUAUCAAAGGUAUAGACUCUGCUCAGGGUUUGACUUCCCGGGUUGAUAAACCCGUUCAAUUUAACAGCCCUAUAAUUCAGCUUUUGCGGGACGCUGGAGCCAUGGUUUAUGUGAAGACUAGCGUUCCGCCUAGAAUGAAACGGGCAGAGACAUACAGCAUCAUGCUUGGUGAAACCCUCGACCCCAAAAAUCACUAUGGUCUCCCCAAUGGGAACUAA